This is a messenger RNA of Salvelinus namaycush (lake trout), 1708 nucleotides long. Its product is annotated as radical S-adenosyl methionine domain-containing protein 1, mitochondrial-like. NCBI's taxonomy places the organism in Eukaryota, Metazoa, Chordata, Actinopteri, Salmoniformes, Salmonidae. The record is from RefSeq and is a predicted model, not a curated record. Gene Ontology annotation, molecular function: 4 iron, 4 sulfur cluster binding; coproporphyrinogen oxidase activity. Gene Ontology annotation, biological process: porphyrin-containing compound biosynthetic process. Gene Ontology annotation, cellular component: cytoplasm. Bases 257 to 1708 code for a protein of 483 amino acids. The transcript is spliced from 12 exons.
GAUCGCAUGCUAUUGCACGGUCAAUGGACAGUAACGUUUUAGCUACAUUGUGUCAUGUCAUGAUAAUGCCCGCAGUAAAUCACGGAUAGAUACAUCGACAUGGUGUUACAUUGUUACUAAAAUAACCGGUUAGUUUGACUUGCAUGUGGUUGGUGUUACAGUUGAAAGGCAACCAACUUACGAAGUACCGUUACUGUACAGUAGUGCAACAACUUGAAACGACUGUCUGACAUUCGCUCACAUAUUGAGUGAAAGGAUGAUGAGAACAUUUUUAACAGCUGUCCGCGGACCUGCGGUCUGCGUGGGUCGGUGUUUCAGUAGUGAAGUGAGUGGUGCAGUUUCCACGUUAGCCGGUUUCUCCUCUCCACCAUUCUCAACCGAGGCUUCACUCUAUGUUCACUGGCCUUACUGUCUGAAGAGAUGCUCCUACUGUAACUUCAACAAGUACAUUCCUCGCUCUGACAACCAGGACGUCAUGUUGGAGUGUCUCCAGCGGGAGACGGAGACCUUACUAAAGCUCAGCCAGGUGUCCCGGAUCACCUCUGUGUUUUUUGGAGGUGGGACUCCUAGCCUGGCCCGCCCCUCCACUAUCGCUGCGGUCCUAGAGACGGUUGCCAGGCACGCUGGACUAUCAGAGGAGGCGGAGGUCACUCUGGAGGUCAACCCCACCCCCGUAGGAAGCUCUAAGUUGGAGGACUUCCUCCAUGCUGGGGUCAACCGUUUUUCCAUCGGGGUGCAGUCUCUCCGGGACGACGACCUGAAGGUUCUGGGGAGAGACCAUAACUCCCAGCAUGCUUUGCAGACCGUAGCGGAGGCUCGGAGGCUCUGCCCGGGUAGGGUGUCAGUCGACGUCAUGUUCGGACGUCCUGGUCAGAGCGUUGCAUCCUGGGAGUUGGAAUUGGAUGAGCUGCUGUCGGUGUGUGAUGACCACGUCUCCCUGUACCAGCUGACCCUGGAAAGAGGCACACAGCUCUUCAGACAGGUCCAGAAAGGCCAAGUGAGCGUGCCCAGUGAUGACAUCACAGCUGUCAUGUAUGAAUCUGCCAGGAGGAUUCUUCAGAAGAGAGGCUAUCUGCAGUAUGAGGUGUCCAACUUUGCAAGAAAUGGUGCCAUCAGCCAACACAAUAUGAGCUACUGGAAGGCCAGUCAGUAUCUUGGAGUGGGCCCAGGUGCCCAUGGUCGCUUCGUCCCCCAUGGAGAGGGGGAUGUGUGUCGAGAGGCCCGUACCCAGACUCUGGAGCCUGAUGUCUGGUUGAGAGAGGUGCAGCAGAGGGGUCACGGGACUCGACGCAGGAUACCCCUCACUUACCUGGGACUAACCCAGGACUACCACCCCACGGCAAACCCAGGACUACCACCGACUGAUUUUACCACCGUCACGUCUAGUUCCCCUAACUACAGGAAUAAAUCCCAGGACUACCACACUGAUUUCAAACAUGUCCACUUCUUCCCUUACAGGAAAACCCAGACGGAGACCCAGACUACCCAUGUCAUUAAGGAUUCACCCUACAGGAACCCAGACACCACACUGUUUACCCAAACCCAGACUUACAACGUCACUUCGUCCCCUACAGGGAACCCAGCAUACCACGAACCCGACUACCACACUGUUUUACCAGUCCUUCUAGUUCCCCCUACAGGAACCCACAAGACUACACACUUCACCUUCUGUUCCCCUACAGCGAACCAGACUACCACACUGUUUUAA